This is a messenger RNA of Lymnaea stagnalis (great pond snail), 8197 nucleotides long. Lineage: Eukaryota; Metazoa; Mollusca; Gastropoda; Lymnaeidae. The record is from the annotation of a GenBank genome assembly.
CUGCUCUUAAAAAAUAGUACCACUACGGAUACUAGAGGUAGAAGAGAAGAACAUGAAACCGUAUUGUUACGGCAAAUAUCUUGUAAGUAUACAACACGUGUAUGUCUAAUCAGUCUUACUAAAUUUCCUAAUUAUGUAUGUAUAUAUGAUCAGGCCCGCCGAGACGGGGGGGGGGGGGGCAGGGGGGGGGCAAAUCCCCAGGGGCCCAGCGAGAUUUAGGGGCCCGGCACGCGCCCGCAAUCAACUUUUGAAAAUAUUAUAAUCAGCUAUAAAAAAUAUAUUACUUAUGCUUUUGUAAAUAUAACUUAACUAAACUUAAUAACAAUCAGAUUAAACGUCAAGCAUCUGAAUAUUGCCGUACUUAUUUACCAUUUUAUCAUUUUUAUGCAAUUCCGUCAAUCAGUCGUCUUAGUACUUUCUUCUGCUGAAAUAAACAUCAAUUUUUGAACACGAGUCACACGUGACACGACCAGAGAGACCGGGCUUGGUAAAUUCGGCCAGUGCCCCUCUUUAUUUUGAACACGCCCACACUGGGCGUUUGAAAUUAACUUCUGCUAAAUGUGCUAAACUAUUAUAAAGUAAACAAAUAUAAAAUGAUAAUAAUUUUUUGUAAUGAUGAAAUAUAAACACAAAUCUGGAGCACAAAAACGAAAAGAAAAAGCUAAUACAUUAAAAACGAUAAAAUCGGCAGGCGUACAUUAUUUCAAUUUGGAAUCGCAAAUGAAAAGGACAAAUCAGAGCCAGGUGUAAACUUUCCUAUCUUGGUUGAUUCUAAUGAAUUAGACUUACAUGAACGGUCCGGAAUUUCCAGGAUGGUGGGGCCAGAAUCGGAACCGUUCCGAUUGGAUGAAAAUGAAGAUAGCGUUAGCAUCGUAAUUCCAAAAGAUGAGAGUGUAAAUAUAAAUGAUGAAAAUCCGAAAAAUAUAGAAACAGUUGAAAGAUUAGGAUUUGAUGUAGGCACUUUGCCAUUCAGGCAAAUACUCACACAAACUAUAGAAACCGUGAUACGAAACGGUCCACCUAGACAUCCGGACAAUUUCCCGGGCGAUGGACAAAGAGCAUUUCCAAAGUGCAUUUUAAAGGUGUCCAGACAAAAUGGAGACGUUUGUGAAAGGGAUUGGUUUGUUUGGAGUAAAGAAAAAGAAUCCCUGUUUUGUUUUCCAUGCAGAUUAUUUAGUGAAGUUGCAGUAUCCUGCAGAUCAAUUUGGUCAAGUGAUCAAGGGUGGUCAAAACAACAAACGUGGCGUACGUUGUAUGACAAAGUACCAGCUCAUGAAAAAAGUGUCAGUCAUAAAGAAUGUUAUAUACAGUCGCAAGAUUCAGAAAGAAGAUUUCUACUUGGAAAGAAUAUAGAGUCUCAUAUUGAUAAAGAAAUUGCUGCAAAAGUGAAAUACUGGAGAGAUUUACUCAAACGAAUUUUAGCAGUGGUUUUAUUUUUGUGUGAAAGAGGACUUGCUUUCAGAGGUACUUCGAACAAAAUUGAUGACCAUGAUAAUGGAAAAUUUCUUGGAAUUAUAGAACUGUCAGCUCAGUUUGAUCCGCUUCUACAAGAGCAUGUUUCUAAAGUUCAAAAAUCUCAAAAACUUGGUCAAUGCCUUCAGGUCCAUUAUCUCUCAGCAGAUUCUCAAAAUAACUUUAUCAAAGCAUGCAGCUCAAAGUUGUUCAAGAAAUUUUGGCAGAAAGAGAAAGAUCAAAAUAUUUUUCAAUUAUGGUAGAUGCUAAGCCAGAUUGUUUUCAUGUAGAACAAAGUACUUUUGUUCUGAGAUGGUAAAUUCUACAAACAUUAACUGGAUGCUCACUGCAUAAUCUUUCUCAAACUAGAUGGUCUGCACAUGUGGAAAGUGUGAAACCUAUUACAAAGCAUCUGCCAAUUAUCAAACAUGCAUUAAGUUAUAGUGUGGAAAAUAAUGCGAGGAUAUACUGGUUUGGUAAUAUGUUUCGUUGUGUUAUAUAUAUAUACAUAUAAAUCUGUGUCCAUAAUCCAUUUUUGAAUUCCUUACACUAUAAAAUUAGACCAGAUAAAAUGCUUUACUAUUGCUAUGUGUUUCUAAAUGGCUUUCUGAACUAGACAAGGAUUGACAAAUGCCGCUUUCUCAUAUCUACUAUAAUUAGCCUCUCUUAAAGUUCACCUUCAUCGCCACUUACAGUGUGCUGCCUUAGGAGCUGCUUAGUCUUCACUGUUAGAAAGGGCUAUCACAUAAAUUUAAGUCCCUAUCACAAUUAUUCAGUAAACAAUACAAUUAUUUUGUUGCUUUUGUAGAAAACAAAAUCGAGGGAUGGAUUGGCAAGGUCGAUUGCAAUGAAUAGGCCCAUGUUACUGGGACAAGAUGGAAAUAUAUCGUUACAUUGUUUGAUAGUCGUUGGUUUUGGGUAAAAUUUAUGUUCACAUAAUAUGAAAUACACUUUCAACAAGUAAUUUCUGUAAUAUUAAUUUCUAAAAUUAAAAAUGUUUCGAGAUAUAUAAAAUAUAAUAUAAUUUAAACACAAAAUAAGUAAGCAAUUACAACCAAAGACAAUAUCUUGAAUAAUUGUUCAUAAGGAGACCUCUUUAUUUCCGAAAUUUAUAUUAUCUUAGUUUGAUUUCCCAGGCCGUCUAUCUUAGAGUUAGUAAAUAUUUAUAGAAAUGGAAUAAUCGUAUUUUGCUUUUCCGGGUUAUUAUAACAAGCUAGUAAAGUUAAAGACAAAUUUUUUACAAGUACUGAUUUAACCUUUAGUUCCACAUGGUCUGCAAAGUUUGAAAACAUAUCCUCUUUAUUUUCAUAUUUGCGUCUUCUGUAAUUAUUACUUUUAUAUUAAUUAAUUGCAGUGUAUGCUGUAACAGCAUUCUGCAAACUAUCAAUAUUAGAAUUAAAAUCUAGGUGUUCUUUAUGAACUCUAGUUGACAUUGCUAUGGCAUUGAAUCGAAAAGUUGUUGUUUUUUUUUGAAAUUCAAAGUUAAUUAAAAAACACUCCAGCUCUUUUAUCGAAAUUCCAUGGGUGAUAAUUUUGCACCAAUCUGGCUCAUUUCUCUAAAUCUUGUUUUUAAGAAUUUUUUUUUUUUAAAACUGAUCUUAAAACAUAAUCCUUAACAUCAGCAAGAUAUUUUUGAGUUUCAUUAAGCAAUGUUUAAUUAUCUGAAAUUAAUUUCUCUAAUUAGCCAUUUUUUAAAUUUCUAUUCGGUUAACCGGCUUCAGUUUCAAAAUCCUUUUUUUAUGCAACUAGAAAAAAAUUAUAAACAUAUUUUGUGGCUUUAUUUACAAAGUGGAAUUCAUGUAAAAUGUUUUUCAUUUGUCAACUAUCGCUUUCGACAUCCUCUUGGAUGGGAACAACUAGAUUCCUUCUUUUUGGAAAUAUUUUUAAUAAGAAUGUUUUUGAUAAAAAAUUCGCAGAGUAAACUGGGUAGAUCUAUAAGCGCCAGCACGUGUAGAGAAGUGCGCGUAAUCUUUUCUUACACCUCUGCCUGCAGCAACUCUUAGAAUUUAACAAAUGAGUGUUUCAGCUCAUUUUUUUCUUAAAAAAAAAAAAAAAAACAAUGGCUCGUCUAUCGAAAUGACUUUAUUUUGAAUAGAGUUUAUAGUUUCAAAAUAAUUAAUAAUUGGUUGUUGCUUUUUAUACAAAAACUUUUAUCUUUAUUUUAGUUGCAUAAAACUUGUUUUUUUUUAAAUUUUCGUCAAGUACCUGCCAUCGUCAGGGCCCAAAAACGCUUUUUGCCAAUCGUGCGAUGCUCGUUAGGUCGGUCAGCCUCUGUCUGCGAGAUUUUCACGUAGUCAGCCUUCAUUAUUAUCAAUGCACUUUUUUGCAAUAUGCUAAAUUUCGUGUGUAGAUUUUACUUUAUGUUUAUAUAAUAAUGUACAUACGUGUACAUCUUUAAACAGUAGAUCAGUGGUUCUUAAACUUGUUCCACAUUGGCUUAUGACUCACCAUGACCAUUACCCCACCCUCUCAACUGUAAAUCUCAAUUAUAAGAAUUCUUAAAAUAAAGUUUGCACAACCCUCUAUUUCAGACAUAAACACACAUUGAAAUGAUCAAUUAAAAACUAAACAAAACACAAUACUUAAAAUAAUUCAAUUAAAAUCGGAGUAAUUUGAUUUCCCAGGCCCUGCAGUAACGUAAUUUUAUUAGCAAGCGAGUUAGUCGUCUAACUUCUUCACUCGUCAAUUAUUAUUAUUACUGGAAUUGAGGAAUAUGUUUAAUAAAGUAAUAUCAAUUUAAAGUCUCAAUUUUAUUUUUUAAUGGAAAAGAUCACUUACUAUGUUCAUAUGAAAAUGAUAUCUAUGUGCUGUCAACAAAGCGUACAAACUGCUCUGAAACCACCUUCCAUCAAAUUUAAUACAAUCGUGAAAAUGCACACGAAGCUUUAUACAUAAGUUAUUAGAUAAAAUGUGUCAUUCGGUAGGUUAAACUCUUUGGAAAUUUUUAAAAAUGUUUUUGCACAAAAUAUGUUUUACUGUGAAAUGCACGUACUCUGAUUAAAACCUGCAUUAGUCAUCGCAUUUUUGAUCACCCAAUCAAUCCCGAGUUUAAAUAAGUAAAUCAAAUUUAAUCACCGUACAGACCUUGGCCUCGAAAGCGUUUAGAAAACAUUUAAUUGUGUGCAAUUUAUCUCCAUUGGCUUCAUCAUUAUUUGAAAAAUGAAUUUUUUUUUUUUUUUAAUCUGGUCAAAAGGUGUUUGACAGAUGGUAUCGGCUAUAUGAGGUAUCCUUGUUUCAGAGCCACUGUACAGAUGGGCUCGUGGCAAUUUACAAAUACUCAUGUGGAAGACAAUUUCAAAGAAUUGCUUAAGCUCAUCCUUCGUAAUGUUCAGUCGGCGAUUAAUUUAAAUUUGAAUACUGUAUCUGUUUGACUCCUCCAAGAUAUUUUCUAAAAUCUCUAGAUAAUAAUACUUUUGAAGUAUUCUAUUGGGGUACCAGGUGACUUAAUAUUCCUCACCAAGGAAGUCUGGAAUGGUAGUAGUUAUGUCAGGUCCUUCCUUUCUCUAUUUCCAAUAUGUUCCCCUUGAGCUGCUGACUGAAGCUUGCAUCCGUGUUGCAGCUUCAUAUUGACUUUAUCUGAAAUUUUAAACACCGGUUAUGGGAAUAAAACACUGCAAUUAUAAUUCAAACAUUAAUACAUGUUUCUUAAAAAUAUGUAUUUGCAUUCCUUAAAAAUAUUUAUGUCAUGUAUAGCUAAAUCAUAAAAAAAAAUUCAAAUGUCAAAAUUAUAUUUGUUUGUUAUAAUUACACUAUAUAAACUGAUUAUGCUUAACAUCUGGUUCUAAAUCAUAAAUAUUAGAAACAGUUGAGACAUCACUGUCUUUGUCAAACGUGUCCUCUUCAUCUGAAGAAAGUUCACUGUCCUCCGAUUUCUCUGGCAAUUCUCAAAAAUGAAUUUUAUUUGUUUUUUACAAUAAACAAUUUUGGGGUCCAUAAUCUGUAGAGAAAAGGGGGGGGGGCAGUUUUUUUAUUAAUUUCUUUAAAUUUAAUACAUAUGCCUUGUGCUAUGAGUACAAAUGGCAACAUACCGUUCAAAGUUGAACUUAUUAAAUAGGCAUGUGUUCCAUCCAAACAUUCUAUUUGUAUGUAUUCAAAAUUGAAUGUUUUAUAUCACAAUAUUUUUUUACGAAGUGCCUACUCGUCCGGCGCUUUGGACAAAUAGUGCUGGAGAUAUUCGUCCGGCAGGAAUGUCACGUGAUUGUAGGAAACUGGUAGGCGUUUUUUUUCUCCGGCAUUUUAUGUUGCAAGUGGUCGCCGGCAAAAUAGUAGCAUAGCAGUUGAUAUUCCAAUCCCUAAAUAAUAAAUAAAUGCUCAACAUGUUAAUAUAUUCAAAUGAACUAAGAUACAAAAAUUGUUUGACAUUGCAUAUAAAAAUAGUCGGCCUUUAUACUAACUAUUUAUCACCCUCACUAUUUCUUUUUAGCUAUUGUAUUUUUUUUAUUAUCGUAAUUCUCUCUCCCUCUCAGCAUUGCUAUUGCUUCCUUCUACUUUUAGAAUGCAUUAUUGCUUUUAAACAAGGAUAAUUUUCUAUUAUUUGUUUGCAAGAUACUCAGUACAUUAUUUGGUAGAGAAAUAUAUAUUAAAAUUAACAAUAGUUUUGAAUCAUUUGCGGUCACGUGACAAGGCUUACGGACAAAUCUAUAGCGCCCCUUUGUAACAUUGCUCAUGUGACUUGGUCAACGGGCGAAUAUCUCGUUAAAGUAUUCUUCCGGCGGUCAUGUGACUCGGUCGCCGAACGAAUAGUGCGGGAGAUAUAUGUCUGACACUGCCAUUUUUUAAGCACAUACGCAUGUUGUAGAGUGAAAUGUUAAUGGUGUAAACUUACCUUAUCAGUGCCGAAAAAAAAAAUGAAAGACGCGCUACAAAUUUGAUCUCGAAGAGACUUGCUUCGAACACAAAGGAAAGUGUACUAACGUCAAACGCUUAAAAAUAGAACGAUUUUUAAGGAGGCCAUUUCAAAAUUAGUGAUGUUUUAAUAUACAAUUGUUAUCCCUCUUUGAUCGGUAUGUUGCCAAAAUGGCAUCAGUGCACCAUAUGUAUAGGUUUAAGAGCUCAACCAGCCCCUAACAUCUAACAAAACUCUCUAAGCAUUUCCAAAAAACAUUGGGUUGUAUGCCCACACUAAGACCACAGAAAUAAAGUAUAUAUGUUUUUUUUUAAAGUGUUCUUAUAAUAAAAUGCCUGUAAUAAAUGAUAUGGUUAAUAUCAAGUUUAAAUGCUGUAAAGUAAUACAGUUUCCUUUUUCAGGGCCUAUAUCUAGAUCCAUAUGUAGCUUUAUAAUGUAAAUAGCCACAUUUUAAAAGAUAUAUAUAUAUUUUUUUUUUUAAAUUGUGUGCAGCUAAACAACCUAUUGAUACGUCAAGACCACUUAAGCACUUCCAGUGUGAAAAGAAUUAUGGGCAUUCCAAAUUCUAUGCUCUCAAUGAUAUCAAAUUGGAUUACAUUCAUGGAGCUUAUCAAGACGACGAGAUCCUAACAUUAAUUAAAUGCAUAGCUGACCUCACUACAAGAGUAUGUGUCAAAUACACAAGUAAACACAGACCUACCUCUGUAAAAGAUAGUAAUGAGAUGAAUCUGAAUUACCUCAUCAAGGACAUAAAAGCUCCUAGGUACAAAACUGGAAUGAUUAUAAAUGUUCAAAAAUAUUCAGACGAUGGCUCAACAUUUCCAUGUGAAAAGUGCAUAGGAAAGUGUGUGCACAGUGCAUCAAUGGGUAACGUGUUUAUACUGACAGCAAGCACAGUUGUUUAUGAUGAUAGUGAAGCUGAAAAAUCAAGUUUUGAUUUGUUUUAUGACUCGCAUUCUAGUCAGUUUACUACAUUGCAAGGCAGACGUAUCAGUGAAAUUGAUCUAUCUGAAGGUUGGUGUGUAGUAGAGUGUGUCACAUGUGAUUUGAGCUUAUUGGAUAGGUUGAUAUUGAUGACAAAUAAGUGCAAGGAACAAAUGAUUAAAGUUAACAUGAAAUACAAUACACCAGAACAUCAGCGCACAUUCACGUGUAUUGUCUCACAUCCUCAUGGCUUCCCAAAACACGUAACUUUUGGAUAUUGGAAAGAUAGGGUAAGCGUGUCGAAGGAUCGAUAUAAUUUACAUACGAGAUACCAAUACACCACACGUACAUGUCCUGGUAGUGCUGGUGCAUUUGUUUACAUUAUAGGAGUGAGUGAUAUUUCUCAGAAGGCCUAUCAUGUACAUAUAAGUUUUCAAGCGGAACGUUGUAAUUACUGUAGUAUUGGUGUGGAAAAAUUACCCGAAGUUAUUGAUCUUUAGGGGUAAGUUUAUAAAAAUGUAAACUGCGGGGAGAACAAUUUCUCAUUUAAAGCUUUAAAAAAUGUAAUAAAAUUGUUAAACUUAUUUUUUCCUAAAUAACUAGAUAACGAUUUUUAUUGUUCCAUAAACAUUAAUGUUAUCAACCACCUAACAAAUACUUUCAAAGAGUAAAAAAAAAAUGUAUAAGUGUACACAUUUGUAAUAUGAAUCCGACAGUUGAAUCUAUUACUAAGCUCAUUACAAAUUGUGUUAUUCUAUUGAUAUAGAUCAAGUACCGACAUUUUACUUUAUUGCUUUUCUGUUUAUAUUAAAUGGAAUUAUGAUUUGUAAAUUAUUUUUGGUAAUUAUUCAAAUUAAUGUUGUUUACUUAUCUUUUUUGUUAGAAGAAUGGAGAUAAUAUGAUGUGACCGAUCCUCACAAAAAAAUAGGCAAUUCACUUGGGCCAUUCCAAGUUAGAGCCAUUUUGUAUGCCAGC